AUGGCGGUUGUAGACGCCCUACUGCCGCCCCAAAAGAGGACCGAACUUUUUGAUAAGAUCAAGUCGUUCACUGCCGAGAAUCCCAAGAUUGCGGUAUUCCUACUCGCGAACGUUGCUUUAAGCGGACCGCCUCUCUUCCUCUUCGCCGUCUUCACCCUCUCCGUCUUCGUAUUUACCCUCAUAUUCGCCUUACUCGUAGCCGUUCUCGUCGCCCUUCUCUUCACGGCGUUCAUGCUCGUAGUUGCCUUGGUAUUUAUCCUACCGACUGUGUUCAUCACGACAAUGGGAGCUUCUUUCCUGUUCCUAUGGGGCUUGGGCGGCUACUAUAUCUUCAAGUGGUUCAACGAGGGGGCAUCGCCAGCGCCAUUAGGAGCGGCGCUCGGCGACAAGCUCAACACGCUGAUGGGAGGGCGGCUGGAUUUCCUCAUGAAAAAUGCCCGCGCCGCAUCGAAGCCGAAUGGGAAGACUGAGAACGGAUCUGCGGACGAGAAAUCAGGGCUCCUGAGCGAUAAUUCGAACAAGGCAUCAAAUGGUGGUGUUACCGACGCAGCGGAUGUGAAAAAAGGACCCCCGAAACUCAACAAAACCGCAAACGUCGAUGGGGUGUCGAAGAAGACUGCCGGAGCUACCGAUACCGUGAAAGGGGUAACUGGUGGAGUGACGUCAGGGUGA
Eremomyces bilateralis CBS 781.70 is the source of this 672-nucleotide messenger RNA. RefSeq lists its product as uncharacterized. The transcript has 2 exons. The record is from RefSeq and is a predicted model, not a curated record. The coding region runs from base 1 to 672 and encodes 223 amino acids. NCBI's taxonomy places the organism in Eukaryota, Fungi, Ascomycota, Dothideomycetes, Eremomycetales, Eremomycetaceae.